UCCCGGUCCCCGUGAGCCCAGACGCCGAGUCCGCGGGUCGGUGAGGCGGCUUGGCCGAAGGCGACGGGAAAGCCCCAAAAAAGCCCCCCCCCCGUCAGGCGAGAAAGCCACCAUGGCGACUUUCGGGAAACUCACGGACUACUUUAAUCGGCGUAAGUCUCGGGAGGAGCUGCAUGUCGGCAGGAGCUCGCGGCGGAGCGGCAGCUACUGCUGCACGGUGGCGGAGGCCAGGUCGCUGGAAAGGAAGUUGCAGAGACCCACCCUGGCCAAGUCCCGCACCCUACCCAGCAUCCCCCAGUCCCCGCGCGUGUCCAGAGUCCACCGCUCGGACCUCGUCGGCGGAAGUCCGCCUCGCCGAAAGAACCCGCCCGCUGCCGGCGGCCCGAAAGCCCGCACGCUGCCGCCCGCAGGUGAACUGUGGCGCUUGGAGGACGACAACAUGGAGGGCGAAGACGAAGCGGAGCCAGGGGGAGCCAGACCCCGCUCCCAGUCACCCUUUUCUCACUUGCGGGCACGCGCCGCGUACCUGCGGAAAAGCGUCUCCGCCGACAACCACCUGGACCUGAACGGCGACGACAGCUCGGGGACGGCGGCGGAGGACAAGCCCGCCCGCGGCAGUAAGGCCAAGCUGAAACGCAAAUUUAGCCUGGGCUCGGUCGAUCGCAAGGAGAAUGCGCACAAGAAGUCCGAGUCCGGAAUCUCCAAGUUCACCCAUCGUCUCUCCCUCAAAGAACGUCCAGCCAAGGCCGAGAAGACGGCGUCGGAAGGAGCGCAUUCCUACAGGAGACGCUCUCUUAGCGUCGAUUGGGCUGAUUCAUGCAAGAUGACGCGGCCCAUGAGGGGGGAGCAGGGCCAGCAGCCGACCCCGGCCCGCAAGUCCGCCAGCCUGUCCUCGCCGAGCGCCGCUCGCCGCCUCUACCGCAACUUGUCUGGAAAGUUCCGCGUGAGCACCAACCCCUCCUCCUCCUCCUCCGCCGCCGCCGCCGCCUCGGAGGACGGCGCGCCGUCGGAGCAGGAGGGAGACAAGGAGAGACUGCGCAAAAGCACCGUGUUGCAGAGCAACGAGGCGCUCUUUGAGGCGGUGGAGCACCAGCAGUCGGAUUUGGUGCAACUGCUGCUCUCCCAGUACAGCUUGGAGGAGCUGGACCUCAACACCCCCAACAGCGAAGGCCUGCUGCCCCUCGACAUCGCCGUCAUGACCAACGACGCGCCCGUGGCCAAGCUGUUGCUCCGCGCCGGCGCCAAAGAAAGCCCCCACUUUGUGAGCUCGGCGGGCCGCGCGCUGCACCUGGCAACCUUGGCGCAGGAGGCCGAGCAGCGCGUUUCGGAGCUGCGGAGCCAAGUGCGCGGCGCGGGGCCCGGAGAGCUGGAGGCCGCGGAGCGGGAGCGGGAACGGCAGCUCAAGGCCUGGGAGUGGCGGUUGCGGCUCUUCCGACGCAUGCUGACGGGCUUCCGGCACGCGAAGCUUCCGGACACUCCCGGCGCGGCGCGCCUGUCUGUCGGCGGCAGCAGCAGUCUAACGCUGGAUUUCCAGGAACCCCGAUGCGUCGACUCGGCCGUGGUGACCAAAUACAAAGUGAGCUGGAGCACCACGCCGUCCUUCAGCUCCGUGCUGGGCGAGGCGGUGCUGGAGGACACCGCCGCGUUGCGCUACGACAUCACCGGACUCACCUCUGGGACCCGCUACUUCGUCCGAGUGUCAGCGUACAACAUGAAGGGCUGGGGACCAGCACUGGCUUCCACGCCCGCCUCCGCCGCUCCUUCCAGUUGGCGGGACCUGGACGGCCGCGCUCCGCGGCAGCGAGGCCUGAAGGAGGUGCUGGACCGGCUGCUUGCCCAAAUCAAAGAUGGCCAUCAGAACUGCGUCUGCCACGAGCAGUGCAGAGCUCCGGCGCAAGGCCGCAAACAUUCCGUGUCCAAAAGCCUGCGUCACCUCUUUCAGCCCAACAGCAAGUUUGUCAAAAGUUUGAAAAGGGGGCUUUAUCUGACGUCCAUCUUGUACCGAGAUGACAGCGUCCUGGUGACUCCCGAGGACCAGAUUCCUAUCGUGGAGGUGGAGGAUUCCUGCCCCAGCUCCCUGAUGCAGGAUUUCCUUUGGUUUACAAAGGUGUCCUACCUGUGGGAGGAGAUUCCCUGGAUGCAGCAGCGUCUCAAUCCCGCGCACGCGGCCUGUUCCUGCACCCUGCAGACGCGCCUCAAGAUGCUUCAAGCCGUCGCUCAUCUGCAGGGCGCGCUGGGAACGCAGGACCUGGGCCAAGUGUAUUUCGAGCCCAUCAAAGACAAGCACGGGAACGCCCUGCUGGUGCUCCUGAAGGACAUGAACGCUUCCCCGAACCCGGACGGCGCGCGCUGGAUGCGGCUUUGCAAACUGCAGCUCCAGCGCAAGUCCGUUUCUUCCCCCGAGGAGCCCGGCGCUCUGGACGCGCUCCUCGUCACGCUGCACGAGAAGCUUGCUUAUCACCGGCGGAGCAGGAAGCUUUUGGCUCCGGGCUUGUACCUGGGAUAUUUGAAGCUGUGCACCUCCGUGGAGCAGAUCAGAGCGCUGGUGCCUCAGAAGCUCCCCAACGUCCUCUGUCACACCAAGAUAAGAGACAACCACAACGUCUCCAGAGAGGAGUGGCAAUGGCUGCAGGCUUUGGGCUCGCCGAUGGAGACGGAGGGCGGCGCGCAAAGCGGUCCGCCGCCCCUGCUGCGUGACCUGCGGAGCGCCAUCGAGGACCUGACAGCUCACAUCGACGUCCCUGGCAACCAGGCGCAGGGCUUCCGGAUCUACACCCAGGAAGUGUUGGAGUUUGGGGACGAGGUGUCCUUCCUUCUGCUCCUCCCCCCUUGCGACGACGUGUGCACAGUCCCCGGCCAGAACAAUCCCUACUCGCCCCGCCGCGGCUUCCUCGCGUUGCCCCUGCAGAUGUUUGAACUGGUCCACUUUGCGGCCUAUCGCCCCGCUUUCAUCGGCCGGUACUGCCGGGUGUCCGCCCUGCUGGAGCUGGAGUCGCUCCUGUCCCAGCAGGCCCUGAGGGAGGCCUUUUCCCAAGACGAGCUCGCCGCCGCCAAGAGGCAGCAGCGCCGGCUUCAAGAGCACCUUCAGCAAACGGAGGAGGUGUGGCGCGACGCCCGGUGGAUCGCGGAGGCCCUGCAGCACGCCCGCGACAAACAGCCGACGGGAGCCGUCUCCGUCGGCGGCUUGAUGGACUCCUCCGAGGAAGGGACGCCCGCCUGCGCCUCCCGCCGGCCCGACGUCACGCCCUCCCCGUUGCCGUCGCCGGAACCGUGCCGCAAGCACUCAGACUUUGCAGGCCUGUCGGACGAGGAGGGCUCCUCCGAGGUCUUCCUCACCACCGACAGCGACUACGACUCCAGUCGGGCCCAGAGCCCCCGCGAG
Molecule: messenger RNA, 3382 nt
Organism: Hippocampus comes (tiger tail seahorse)
Lineage: Eukaryota; Metazoa; Chordata; Actinopteri; Syngnathiformes; Syngnathidae
Gene: ankfn1b
Product: ankyrin repeat and fibronectin type III domain containing 1b
Exons: 22
Biological process (GO): regulation of establishment of bipolar cell polarity; establishment of mitotic spindle orientation
Cellular component (GO): spindle
Molecular function (GO): protein binding
Source: RefSeq, a predicted model, not a curated record